Messenger RNA from Babesia microti strain RI, 618 nucleotides. RefSeq lists its product as hypothetical. Gene Ontology annotation, biological process: regulation of DNA-templated transcription. Bases 1 to 618 code for a protein of 205 amino acids. NCBI's taxonomy places the organism in Eukaryota, Apicomplexa, Aconoidasida, Piroplasmida, Babesiidae. The record is from RefSeq and is a predicted model, not a curated record. The transcript has a single exon. Gene Ontology annotation, molecular function: DNA-binding transcription factor activity.
AUGGAUAAUCGGCCUAAGAUCGUGGGAGUCAGUUUCCAAGAGCAACGACAGAACUGGGUGGCCCAUUAUAUGCAAGAUGGCAAAGUUAAGCAUCGUAGUUUUAGCGUUAAGAAAUAUGGCUCCGAUGAAGCCUACAAGAAAGCAGUGCAAUGUAGAAUAGAUAACUUGAACAAGACCAAAAAGCAACCUCGAAUACACCUCGAACAGCACAGCGUUAAAACUAUACAAAAUCUAUCCAUAUCAGGUACAUUGGACGCCCUUAACAAGUGGAGCAAUCACGAUCUACUAGAAAAAUUGAUGAAGGAAACACCCAAAGAUUCUGCCCAGAAACGGUUGAAAUUGAUAAAAAUGGCUUUGCAUUGUAUAUUAGUUGAUUUACAGGACCUAUAUCCGAGACACACCAUUGAACUAUUGGACUACGAUAAAUUUGACCAGUGUUUCAAGAGUCAAAUUCUCGACAUUUGGAAAUCACACGACGUAGAACAACUUAAACCCUUGCUUAGCAUUUAUAAUGAACUUUUUGAAUUACAAAAGCUACCAUGUAUAAUAGAAGAUAGUCAACAAGUGAUGUUGAUUCAAAAAACAGCCUCCCUGUGGGGUGUGUUAUAUAAUGAAUAG